AUGGACGAGCUCGCUGGAGGCGGUGGUGGAGGUCCGGGGAUGUCGGCACCUCCCCGGCAGCAGCAGGGACCUGGGGGGAACAUGAACCUUUCGCCGGGGGGGAAUGGAGCGGCGGGCGGCGGGGGUCCUCCGGCCGCCGAGGGAGCGGGCCCCACGGCAGGCCCCGAGCUGUCCCGGCCGCAGCAGUACACUAUCCCGGGGAUACUGCACUACAUCCAGCACGAGUGGGCUCGAUUCGAGAUGGAGCGGGCGCACUGGGAGGUGGAGCGGGCCGAACUGCAGGCCCGGAUAGCAUUUUUGCAAGGAGAAAGAAAAGGUCAAGAAAACUUGAAGAAGGAUUUAGUAAGAAGAAUAAAAAUGUUAGAAUAUGCAUUAAAACAAGAAAGGGCAAAAUACCACAAAUUAAAAUAUGGCACAGAACUGAAUCAAGGAGAUUUGAAAAUGCCAACUUUUGAAUCAGAAGAAACCAAAGACACAGAGGCUCCCACAGUACCUCAGAAUAGCCAGCUAACGUGGAAGCAAGGCAGACAGCUGUUACGACAAUAUCUUCAAGAAGUAGGUUACACUGAUACAAUAUUAGAUGUACGAUCUCAGAGGGUAAGGUCGUUACUUGGACUGUCCAAUUCAGAACCAAAUGGAUCAGUAGAAACAAAAAAUUUAGAGCAGAUCCUGAAUGGAGGUGAAUCUCCUAAACCAAAAGGACAAGAAAUAAAAAGGCCCUCUGGGGAUGUUCUUGAGACAUUCAAUUUCUUAGAAAAUGCUGAUGACAGUGAUGAAGAUGAGGAAAAUGACAUGAUUGAAGGCAUCCCAGAAGGAAAAGAAAAACAUCGGAUGAAUAAACACAAAAUAGGUAAUGAAGGUUUAGCUGCUGACCUUACUGAUGACCCUGAUACUGAAGAAGCACUGAAAGAAUUUGAUUUUUUAGUGACUGCUGAAGAUGGUGAGGGCGCUGGAGAAGCACGGAGUUCAGGGGAUGGCACAGAAUGGGACAAAGAUGACCUCUCCCCAACUGCUGAGGUUUGGGAUAUAGACCAGGGACUAAUAAAUAAACUGAAGGAACAGUACAAGAAGGAACGAAAGGGGAAGAAAGGGGUGAAGAGGGUCAACAGGACAAAACUCUACGACAUGAUAGCUGAUCUGGGAGAUGAUGAGCUGGCCCACAUCCCUUCAGGAAUCAUUAAUCAGUCUAGGUCACCCUCUACUAGAAUGACCGAUCAUGAAGGUGCAAGAGCAGAGGAAGCUGAACCAAUAACGUUUCCAUCUGGAGGAGGCAAGUCAUUUAUUAUGGGUUCUGAUGAUGUUUUGUUAAGUGUACUGGGCCUUGGAGACCUUGCAGACUUGACGGUAACAAAUGAUGCAGACUAUAGUUAUGAUUUGCCUGCCAAUAAAGAUGCCUUUCGAAAGACAUGGAACCCCAAGUAUACCCUACGUAGUCAUUUUGAUGGAAUACGGGCGUUAGCUUUUCAUCCUGUAGAACCUGUGCUGGUGACUGCCUCUGAGGACCAUACUCUGAAACUUUGGAACUUGCAGAAAACUGUUCCUGCCAAGAAGAGUGCCUCUUUAGAUGUAGAGCCUAUCUACACAUUUAGGGCCCACAUUGGCCCUGUUCUAUCAUUAGCUAUUAGUUCUAAUGGAGAACAGUGUUUUAGUGGUGGUAUUGAUGCAACCAUCCAGUGGUGGAAUAUGCCUAGCCCUAAUGUGGAUCCAUAUGAUACAUAUGAGCCAAAUGUUCUAGGUGGCACUUUAGUUGCUCAUACAGAUGCAGUCUGGGGUCUUUCUUACAGUGGCAUAAAAAAUCAAUUACUAUCUUGCUCGGCAGAUGGCACUGUUAGGUUAUGGAAUCCACAAGAAAAAUUGCCGUGUAUUUGCACUUACAAUGGAGACAAGGAGUAUGGAAUACCUACAUCAGUUGACUUUAUAGGCUGUGAUCCAGCUCAUAUGGUGACCUCUUUCAACACUGGCAAUACAUUAAUUUAUGAUUUAGAAACAUCGCAGUCAUUGGUGGUGCUUUCAUCACAGGUAGAUUCUGGUUUGCAAUCCAGUAAUCACAUUAACAGAGUAGUAAGUCAUCCCACACUUCCUGUUACAAUAACAGCUCAUGAAGAUAGACAUAUCAAAUUUUUUGACAAUAAAACGGGUAAAAUGAUCCAUUCUAUGGUCGCUCAUUUGGAUGCUGUUACAAGUCUAGCAGUCGAUCCUAAUGGAAUCUAUUUGAUGUCUGGAAGCCAUGACUGUUCCAUUAGAUUGUGGAAUUUAGACAGCAAGACAUGUGUACAAGAAAUAACAGCGCACAGGAAGAAAUUGGAUGAAUCCAUUUAUGAUGUUGCUUUCCACCCAUCAAAAGCAUAUAUUGCCAGUGCAGGGGCUGAUGCCCUUGCCAAAGUAUUUGUGUGA
This is a messenger RNA of Orycteropus afer afer, 2394 nucleotides long. It is a transcript of the gene STRN3, whose product is annotated as striatin 3. The transcript has 18 exons. Lineage: Eukaryota; Metazoa; Chordata; Mammalia; Tubulidentata; Orycteropodidae. The record is from RefSeq and is a predicted model, not a curated record. The coding region runs from base 1 to 2394 and encodes 797 amino acids. Gene Ontology annotation, molecular function: calmodulin binding; armadillo repeat domain binding; protein-containing complex binding. Gene Ontology annotation, cellular component: dendrite.